This is a messenger RNA of Quercus lobata, 4009 nucleotides long. It is a transcript of the gene SMG7, whose product is annotated as Telomerase activating protein Est1. Gene Ontology annotation, biological process: nuclear-transcribed mRNA catabolic process, nonsense-mediated decay. The record is from RefSeq and is a predicted model, not a curated record. The transcript has 8 exons. Gene Ontology annotation, cellular component: telomerase holoenzyme complex. The coding region runs from base 253 to 3240 and encodes 995 amino acids. Gene Ontology annotation, molecular function: telomerase RNA binding; protein binding; telomeric repeat DNA binding. Lineage: Eukaryota; Viridiplantae; Streptophyta; Magnoliopsida; Fagales; Fagaceae.
AGAAAAAAGAAAACACAUUGAAAUUGUAAAUCUCAUCAUCUCUCCUGUUUCCUAUUACCAAACCCGCCUCUCUCUCUCUCUCUCUCUCUCAUUCUCUUUCACUUUCUCUCUCUAACCCAAACCCUAACAAAGACUUUUGGUCUUCUUCUUCUUCUUCUUCACAAUCCGAUGCUCUGAUCCCCUCAAAUCUCACACCGUGGAUCCGAUUCGCUAGAUUAAUGCCUUUUGGAAUUACAAGAGCAUAUUAAAUGGAUGAUGAUUGUACAAAUGGAUAAAAUGUCUGCCCCUCCAUCAAGGGAGCGUGCCCAACGUCUUUAUGAGAAGAAUAUUGAACUGGAGAAUAAGCGUCGGAGGUCUGCCCAGGCACGAAUCCCAUCAGAUCCCAAUGCAUGGCAACAGAUUCGUGAGAAUUAUGAGUCAAUAAUUCUUGAGGAUCAUGGUUUCUCUGAGCAGCACAACAUUGAAUAUGCUCUAUGGCAGCUACAUUACAAGCGAAUUGAGGAACUGAGAGGACACUUUAGUUCUGCUCUAGCUUCUGCAGGCUCAAACACAUCUCAGGGUGUGAAAGGCCCUGCACGGCCAGACCGAAUUACAAAAAUAAGAUUGCAGUUUAAAACCUUUCUUUCAGAAGCAACUGGGUUUUACCAUGAACUCAUUUUGAAAAUCAGAGACAAAUAUGGGCUUCCUCUGGGUUAUUUCUCUGAGGAGUCAGAGAAUCGAAUUGUUAUGGAGAAAGAUGGGAAGAAAUCUGCUGAAAUGAAGAAAGGUCUGAUAUCUUGUCAUCGUUGUCUGAUAUACUUGGGUGACCUUGCACGUUACAAAGGAUUAUAUGGGGAGGGUGACUCCAAAAGUAGGGAGUUUGCAGCAGCUUCAAGUUAUUACUUGCAAGCUGCAUCUCUUUGGCCAUCAAGUGGAAAUCCCCAUCAUCAGCUUGCUAUAUUGGCUUCCUAUUCGGGGGAUGAGCUGGCGGCUGUUUAUCGAUAUUUCCGGAGUUUGGCAGUGGAUAGUCCAUUUUCAACUGCAAGGGAUAACUUGAUUGUUGCAUUUGAGAAGAAUCGUCAGAGUUACUCUCAACUACCUGAGGAUGUUAAAGCUUCUGUCGUUAAGGGGUCACCUGUGCGGGUGACUGGCAAAGGAAGAGGGAAAGGGGAUGCAAAACUUGCAUCAAAAGAUAUCAACUCAGAAAGUAGCCAGGUUAAGGAGAGAGCAUCUGCUGUGCCUGAGACGUAUAAAUCCUUUUGCAUCCGAUUUGUUCGUCUAAAUGGCAUUCUUUUCACACGUACAAGCCUGGAGACAUUUGCGGAAGUUCUUUCUUUGGUUAGCAGUGGUUUAUGUGAGCUUCUGUCUUCUGGGCCCGAAGAAGAUCUGAAUUUUGGUGCGGAUGCUCGUGAGAAUGGACUUCUCAUUGUUAGACUUAUUGCCAUCCUUGUAUUUACAGUUUACAAUGUAAGAAAAGAGGCUGAAGGUCAGACUUACGCGGAAAUUGUACAGCGUGCUGUUCUACUCCAAAAUGCAUUUACUGCAGUUUUUGAGUUGAUGGGACGCAUAUUGGAGAGAUGUGUGCAGCUACGUGAACCUUCUUCAAGUUGCCUCUUACCUGGCAUUCUGGUGUUUGUAGAAUGGUUGGCAUGUUGCCCGGAUAUUGCAGCAGGCAGUGAUGCAGAUGAAAAACAGGCAACGAUUAGAUCAAAAUUUUGGAACCAUUGCAUUUCUUUCUUAAACAAGCUCUUGUCCAAUGGGCCAAUGUCCAUAGAUGAUGAUGAAGAUGAGAGUUGCUUUAAUAACAUGAGCAGGUAUGAAGAAGAUGAAACAGAAAAUAGGCUUGCUUUGUGGGAGGACCUUGAGUUAAGAGGUUUCUUGCCACUAAUUCCAGCUCAAACCAUUUUGGAUUUUUCAAGGAAGCAUUCCUUUGGAGGAGAUGGUAACAAGGAAAAAAUGGCUCGUAUUAAAAGGAUUCUAGCUGCAGGGAAGGCUCUAGCAAAUGUGGUUAAGGUUGAUCAAGAAACAAUACAUUUUGAUUCGAAAGUGAAGAAAUUUGUUAUUGGUGUUGUGCCUCAAGUCUCGGAUGAUUUUAUGCUUCCAACCACUUAUUCAGGCAUCCCUAAUACAAACAGUAUCAUGAUUGAAAAACAAAUGGAGACAUCAAAGAAUUUGGGUGUCCUGCAGCCAAAUCCUGAGCUACUUAUGGAAGAGGAAGAGGAGGAUGAAGUUAUUGUUUUUAAACCAACAGUGGCUGAGAGGCGGACUGAUGUGGUUGGUUUAAAAUGGGAUCAGUAUGGGGGCCUGGAGCCUGGUCAAAAUGCUUCUGUGGGUGAUCUGAAUUUUCUUGGUAAUUCUGUUUCAGCUCCUCUAGGUAAUCUUCAGCAGCAGAUUGCUCUUGAUGUGGGUUCACAAGUGCCUACAUCCUUUGGUAAUAUGGUCCCCCAGCAUUUUCAAUCAGCUCAGUCUCAUGCUUUGAAGUGGCCACUGGAAGGCGAAGCUCUUCUUGCUAAUGGUUUCAAAGGUCUAAGCUUUGUGGAGAAUGGCCAUAUAAUGAAAUCCGAGCAACAAGAUUUUGGCAUGUCCACUCCUGCGUUUUCAGCUUCCAUCCAGCAAGCUAUCGGUCCUAAUACUUCUGGUAUGUCUUACAGUCUUGCAAAAGUCCCAGAAGCUGUGAUACCAUCUAAGAUUGAUGCUUUUGCAUCUUCUGGAGCCAUGUCUGACAAUUUGGCUGUAAAGACAUCAUCAGCAUUGCCAGUAGGUUUGAGAAAAAGUCCAGUUAGUCGGCCUGUUAGACACAUUGGGCCUCCACCUGGUUUCAGCCCUGUUCCUUCUAAACACGUGAAUGAACCCAUUUCUGGUUCAGAUUUGGUGAAUGAGAGUCCAUUGAUGGAUGAUUAUAGCUGGUUGGAUGGAUAUCAGUUGCCAGCAUCAGCUAAAGGCUCUAUGUCAAAUAGUUCGGUCAAUUACCCAUCUUAUUCAAACCCCCAGCCCAUCAGUAUCAGCAAUGGCAUGAAUGGGACUGUCAGUUUUCCAUUUCCUGGAAAACAAGUUCCAGCCAUGCCAUUCUCAGUAGAAAAUCAAAAAGGCUGGCAAGAAUACCAGAUGCUUGAGCAGCUAAAUCUACACCAUGAACAGCAGUUGCAGUUGCAGCAGCAGCAGCAGCAGCAGCAUCAACUUGUUAAUGGAAAUCAGCACUUUACUCCACUGCCUGAACAAUAUAAAGGACAGUCCGUUUGGACAGGUCGUUACUUCGUGUGAUGUCGGUACGAGAGUAUAGGUGGUCCUCAAGAAUGAUUCUGGUGAAUGUACUGCAUCCUUUUGCUACCAAAUUUGAACUCCAACUUUGCAGCCUUGUCAAUGAUGAAUUUUUGUUGGAGCUUGGGUGGCAUUGGCUUUGUUGCAGGCACUUGCUAUUACACAAAUUUCGUCAAGCUCUCCAGCCCGGAGGAAGAGAAAUAUGGAAACAUCUAAUAUGAUGCGAAGUUCAUAUGAAGUAAAUGCCUUGUCUGGUUACUUGGGAUGGAUAGAAAGUGUUAAUAAGAUCUUCUGUUGGCGUUGGGACUUAUGUCUCAGUCAUCUAACUGGUGGAAUAAAGAUGUGCUCCUCAUUAUACUUAACUAUUAUGACAGUCUAGCUGUCAAAAAUCACUGUAACGGUCUUUCAGCUAGCUGCUGAUAAUAAAUAAUGCUACUCCGAUCUCUUCACUUGUGAAGCUUUGGAGAGCUCCAGUGGUUGCUGGUUAUGAUCUUUGUUUUGGUAUCAGCAAGUUGGAUAGUGCAAUCUGGUAAUGACGACAAGAAGAGUUAUUUGGGUGAGUGCCGGUGUGAUGUCUAUGGUCGUUGUUUAAAGAUCUUUUAUGUUAUAUUUAUCAUCUACUGGGUUUGAGUAUAUGAUAGGGUCAUAAUUCAAUAACACUUUGGUGUUGAAGUCGGGAUUGUCUCGAACUUUUUUUUAUUAUGAAAAUAAUCUGUGGAAUAUACCUCCCAUGUUAAAGUGAUUAUAUCUCAUGGUAUAUUGGCUUUUCGUU